AUGCGGGCACAUCAGAAAGUUCAAGAUAAUGACAUUCUACCCCUCUCAAACAUAGUACCUGAAGAUGUGGGAAAAGCUGACCAAUUAAAAGAUGAAGGCAAUAAUCACAUGAAAGAAGAAAAUUAUGCUGCUGCAGUGGAUUGCUAUACCCAGGCAUUAGAACUGGAUCCAAAUAAUGCGGUGUAUUAUUGCAACAGGGCUGCUGCUCAGAGUAAAUUAGGUCACUACACAGAUGCAAUAAAGGAUUGUGAAAAAGCAAUAGCCAUUGAUUCCAAGUACAGCAAGGCUUAUGGGAGAAUGGGGCUGGCUCUUACUGCCAUGAACAAAUUUGAAGACGCAGUUACAAGUUAUCAAAAGGCAUUGGAUCUUGACCCUGAAAAUGAUUCCUACAAGUCAAAUCUGAAAAUCGCAGAGCAGAAGUUACGAGAGGUAUCCAGUCCUACAGGAACUGGAUUGAGCUUUGACAUGGCCAGCUUGAUAAAUAACCCAGCCUUCAUUAGUAUGGCAGCAAGUUUAAUGCAGAAUCCUCAAGUUCAACAACUAAUGUCAGGGAUGAUGACAAAUGCCAUUGGGGGACCUGCUGCUGGAGUCGGGGGCCUAACUGACUUGUCUAGCCUCAUCCAAGCGGGCCAGCAGUUUGCUCAGCAGAUACAGCAACAGAAUCCGGAACUCAUCGAGCAGCUGAGAAACCACGUCCGGAGCAGAUCAUUCAGCAGCAGCACUGAAGAGCAUUCCUGAUUGGACCAGGAAUGCUAAUGAUCGCUGACUCUGAAAUCUUCACUGUAGACAGUGGCCACAAACAGCACCAUAUCCGAUGUCUGAACACAGUGCAGGGAAAACUCUCCUGUCUGUUCGUAAAGAAUAAAUCUGUUUAGACAAUAGGUUUAUCAGACUUGAACAUAACACGACUCCUUCGGAAGGCUUGUUAACUGGAGUGCCAAUAUAGCACUAGACAAGGCUCCAUUUUCAAACCUUUGUUACCAUAUUUGUAUAUUAGAUUUAACAAGCAGAGUAUAUUUAUUGGACAGUGGGGCUGUUUACUGGUGAGUUUUCUAGCUCCAAAUUCAUACUUUUGUGAGAGGGGAGAUAAGAGGAAAUGUUUCCCAAGCUGAUCUA
This is a messenger RNA of Echinops telfairi (small Madagascar hedgehog), 1116 nucleotides long. It is a transcript of the gene SGTB, whose product is annotated as small glutamine rich tetratricopeptide repeat co-chaperone beta. Gene Ontology annotation, molecular function: protein binding; molecular adaptor activity. The transcript is spliced from 9 exons. Gene Ontology annotation, biological process: post-translational protein targeting to endoplasmic reticulum membrane. NCBI's taxonomy places the organism in Eukaryota, Metazoa, Chordata, Mammalia, Afrosoricida, Tenrecidae. Bases 1 to 738 code for a protein of 245 amino acids. Gene Ontology annotation, cellular component: TRC complex; membrane. The record is from RefSeq and is a predicted model, not a curated record.